CCCAUCUUCGCCGGUGCUCUCUCUCUAUCUCUGUGCUUGUCUCUCUCUCUCGCACUCUCCCUUAAACUCCAAAAAUGGAAACCCUAGCAAUCUCUCACUGCUUGUCUUCGGCGACUCACGGCCUAUCUCGUGUUUCAGCCACCGGCAUUUUCACUAGAAGUUCAGUCUCUCUAGCUCGCUACCCUACUGUCAAAUGUUCUCUGUCUGACUAUCCAGUUAUCGACAAAGAAAAGUUCAUUGAAGCUUCAAAAAAAGGAAAUGUAAUUCCUCUCUACCACAGUAUAUUCUCCGAUCAAUUGACUCCGGUACUUGCUUAUCGGUGUCUGGUGAAGGAAGAUGAUCGAGAGACCCCUAGUUUUCUGUUUGAGUCGGUUGAGCCCGGAUUUAGAACUUCGAGAGUUGGUCGGUAUAGUGUGGUUGGUUCUCAUCCGGCAAUGGAGAUUGUGGCGAAAGAAAACGUGGUUACAAUAGUGGACCAUGAGAAUGAGCGCCGGACAGAGGAAGUUGUUGAUGAUCCAAUGACGAUUCCGACAAGUAUCUCGGAGAAUUGGAAACCCCAACUCAUUGGUGGACUUCCUGAUGCAUUUUGCGGUGGAUGGAUAGGUUAUUUCUCAUAUGAUUCAGUUCGUUACGUGGAGAAGAAGAAACUGCCGUUCCUAAGGGCACCAAAAGACGACAGAAAUCUUCCAGACAUUCAUCUCGGACUCUAUGAGGAUGUCAUUGUGUUCGAUCAUGUAGAGAAGAAAGCAUAUGUGAUUCAUUGGGUGAGGAUAGAUCAGUACUCCUCCCUGGAGCAGGCUUAUGCUGAUGGAAUUAAGCGGUUGGAAAUAAUGGUAUCCAAAGUACAGGAUAUUGAACCGCCAAAGCUGGCUUCAGCUACCGUGGAGUUCUCUGCACGUCAGUUUGGUCCUCCAUUGAAGAAGUCAAACAUGACAAGAGAAGAAUAUAAGAAUGCAGUACUGAAAGCAAAAGAGCAUAUUCAAGCAGGGGAUAUUUUCCAGAUUGUAUUAAGUCAACGGUUUGAACGCCGAACAUUUGCUGAUCCUUUUGAAGUCUACCGAGCUCUGAGAGUUGUAAAUCCAAGUCCAUAUAUGACUUACUUACAAGCAAGGGGGUGUAUCUUGGUUGCGUCGAGCCCUGAAAUUCUGACGCGUGUGAAAAAGGGGAAGGUCGUUAAUCGACCAUUGGCAGGAACAAUAAGAAGAGGAAAAACACAAUGCGAAGAUGAAAUGCAAGAAAUGCAGCUUCUUAAUGAUCAAAAGCAGUGUGCUGAGCACAUCAUGCUGGUUGACUUAGGAAGGAACGAUGUUGGAAAGGUCUCAAAAUUGGGUUCUGUGAAUGUCGAGAAGCUUAUGACCGUGGAACGUUACUCCCAUGUAAUGCAUAUUAGCUCAACGGUGACAGGAGAAAUGCUUGAUCAUCUGACUUGCUGGGAUGCAUUACGAGCUACAUUGCCUGUUGGAACCGUUAGUGGCGCACCAAAGGUGAGGGCCAUGGAGUUGAUUGAUGAGUUGGAAGUGUCAAGGCGCGGGCCUUAUAGUGGUGGAUUUGGAGGCAUUUCGUUUACUGGUGAUAUGGACAUCGCGCUAGCUCUCAGAACCAUGGUAUUUCCCAAUGGACCCCGUUAUGACUCAAUGUACUCCUACAAGAAGGCGGCUGCGCGGCAGGAAUGGCUUGCUUACCUACAAUCUGGUGCUGGUAUAGUGGCUGAUAGUAUCCCGGAUGACGAACAGAGAGAGUGCGAGAGCAAAGUUGCUGGUCUCGCUCGAGCAAUCGACUUGGCUGAGUUGGCGUUUGUUGAUAAAUAAUUUAUACUUGUAGUCAGAAAUACAACCUCGUUUAGGUAGAACAAGAUGAAGAUGAAAAGUUGUACUGGAAUUAUAAUGUCUUAUUUUACUAUAUAAAGGAGUAGAUUUUACAGUUUCAGGUUGAGACCAAAAUGGAGUUACAGAACUUCAAAAUGAAAUUAUGAUGAAUCAAUUUAGUUUGGUUUGACAAUUUCUUUC
This is a messenger RNA of Cornus florida, 2006 nucleotides long. Its product is annotated as anthranilate synthase alpha subunit 1, chloroplastic-like. Bases 75 to 1808 code for a protein of 577 amino acids. Gene Ontology annotation, biological process: L-tryptophan biosynthetic process. Gene Ontology annotation, molecular function: anthranilate synthase activity. The record is from RefSeq and is a predicted model, not a curated record. The transcript has 11 exons. Lineage: Eukaryota; Viridiplantae; Streptophyta; Magnoliopsida; Cornales; Cornaceae.